Messenger RNA from Mesorhabditis belari, 777 nucleotides. The record is from the annotation of a GenBank genome assembly. Lineage: Eukaryota; Metazoa; Nematoda; Chromadorea; Rhabditida; Rhabditidae.
AUGAGGAUUGUCGUGUUUUCUUUCUUAACGAUUUUCAUUCUUUGUGAUGCAAAGUUUGAUUGGGUUUAUUGUGAACACGACAAGGAGAUUCCACUCAUUCGGAUGAUGUCUCGUGAGUUCUUCAACAAUUCCUCGAUCAGCACCCGUCCCAGCAAUCCAGAGAUUGUGAAUUGUGGACCAAAAAGGCGUCUUGGAUCUUGUGCGGACUAUAGAUUGCACCAAAAUCGAACGCUGAAACCGAAACGAUAUGGAACGGUUGUCUAUGUGGGAGAGCAAAGAUCAUUCGAUCGGAUUCGUUGCCCGAACACAACGAGAAACCACGGAUUUGUGCGACUCGUGCAUUUUGUCCAUAAAACGAAUCAAAGCUUCGAUUCGAAUCUGGCAGUGUUGAGCAACACGUGGUCCGACAUGCAGAUCCCAUUCACAUUGAAGCCGGAAUCGUUGCAUCGAGUGCUUCGCGUUUUGCACAUCCUUGGCGCCCCCAGCAGCAAACAGGAAAUGUCGAACGAUGAUCCCGACGAGAAGAUCGAUCCGCGAAAGGGAAACACCGAAAAGAGCGAGACACAAGAUGGGAUCGUGAUCACGGCGUAUCUGAGCACCGUUUUCUGCGUGCUGCUCGGUUUGCUCGCCAUCGGGGGAACGGCUUUUUGCAUUGGUCGUCACAUGCAUGCAUCGAAAAAAGCGUGUCUUCGAGAUGCUCAUCGAAUUGUCCCAAGAACAAACGACAACAAUGACAAUAAGCACUCAUUGAUCACUCCGAGAUAUCAACCUUUUUAU